GCACGCGAUGAACACUCUUACCCAUUUCUCCAUCCAAACAUCCCAUUAUUUUGCUCGUUCCAUUACGACAUUACCAACCAAGACAACGGGAAAAAAAAUUGUUAAAGUAAAAAAUAAAUAAAUAUUUUUUUGAAUGAAGUGAAAAAUAAAUUGAGUGCAUUUGAAGCACUUCGACGAGAGGUUUUGCGGCAAAGGUGUAAUCAGAGGGGGAAGAGACAUGGAAUCUUCUUCUUCAGCUGCGAUCGCAGUCUCAUCGUUGACGGAGGAGGAACUCACACUGAUAGUGAAAUGGAGCGGCAAAGAGUACACGCUUCGGGUUUGCGGCGACGACUCAGUGGCCGAGUUGAAGCGCCGUAUCUGCGAGUUCACUAACGUCUUACCCAAACGACAGAAGCUUCUCUAUCCAAAGGUCAGCGCUAAGCUUGCUGAUGACUCCCUUCUGCUCUCUCAAAUCCCCAUCAAGUCCUCCAUCAAGAUGACUAUGAUUGGCACGGUUGAAGACGAGAUAAUUCUGGAUCCAGUUGAGUCUCCUGAGAUUAUUGAUGAUUUUGAAUUUGGGCAAGAAGAAGCUGUUGAAAUUAAAGAUAAAGAGGUCAAUAAGCAAAAACUGAGACGACGCUUUGAUCAGUACAAGAUCAAGCUCAGGACUCCAUGCCGUGAAGGAAAGAAAUUGCUUGUUCUGGAUAUCGACUAUACUUUGUUUGACCAUCGCUCCACAGCUGAAAAUCCAGUUGAACUUAUGCGGCCGUAUCUUCAUGAGUUUCUUACAGCUGCAUAUGCAGAAUAUGACAUCAUGAUAUGGUCUGCAACAAGUAUGAAGUGGGUUGAAUUGAAGAUGGGAGAGCUUGGUGUGCUGAACAAUCCAAAUUACAAAAUAACAGCCCUUCUAGACCAUUUAGCCAUGAUCACAGUUCAGUCAGCCUCUGGUAGGAUCCUUGACUGUAAGCCGUUGGGCUUGAUUUGGGGUCAUUUUCCGGAGUUUUACAGUGCAAAAAACACAAUCAUGUUUGAUGAUUUGCGAAGAAAUUUUGUGAUGAACCCACAAAAUGGAUUGAAAAUUAAGCCAUUUAAGAGGGCUCAUGCAAAUCGAGAUAGUGAUCAGGAACUUGUAAAGCUCACCCAAUACUUGCUGGCUAUUGCGGAUCUUGAUGACCUGACCACUCUUGAUCACAAUAGCUGGGAACUCUUCAAUGAGGACAAUGCAAAAAGACGCAGGCACGCAUAGUUAUGUUGGUAAGCUUUGAAGUUUCAACGAGUCUUCACAUUUGUUGAGGUGUAUACUUAUUCUAUUGGCAUACUUCUAGUUGUUUCUCUACUAAUAUAUUUGCUUAUAUCUAUGUUAUUGCAGACAUCCUUUUGAGGAUUAAUGUCUACAUUUUUUAGAUAGAUUAAACAGCAAGAACACAUUUUUAUCCACCCUUAUUGUAGCAAGCCUCAGACAACACUAAACAGUGAGAGGUGUAGAGUGUUGGACCAUUUUGCGAUAACUUGUUCAAAAUGAAAGCUGAUAUGGUUUCAGCAUGUACUUUGGUCA
Molecule: messenger RNA, 1534 nt
Organism: Carica papaya (papaya)
Lineage: Eukaryota; Viridiplantae; Streptophyta; Magnoliopsida; Brassicales; Caricaceae
Product: ubiquitin family protein
Biological process (GO): regulation of proteasome assembly
Cellular component (GO): nucleus
Molecular function (GO): phosphoprotein phosphatase activity; protein binding
Source: RefSeq, a predicted model, not a curated record